Molecule: messenger RNA, 873 nt
Organism: Paramecium sonneborni
Lineage: Eukaryota; Ciliophora; Oligohymenophorea; Peniculida; Parameciidae
Source: the annotation of a GenBank genome assembly
AUUAAAUAACAUAUUUAGAAAAUCUGCAAUGAAAAAGGAUGAUAUAAUUGCAUUUUAUGUGAAAAGAGAUGCGAAAGAGACCUAUAAUUAUGACAUUUUGCCAGAUGAUAGAGUUUCUUUAUUUUCUUCAAUAAGAGAAUCAUAGCACUAUAAUUAAAAGACUUUGAUUUUAAGUAGUUAACCUACGAUAUAUUGUUCUCUAAGCAUCUGUAGUUUUUUGAUUGCUCUAUCAAAUUUGCCAGAAGAAGAUCGGAUUUAUUUUUUUUAUGAUGAUCCAUUAUCAUAUAAUGUUGGGUUGAUUGUAAGUUAUUAAAUUAAGUAAGAGGUUUGUAUGUGUGGUCUUUGUAUACUUGGCAUAAUAAUAUCAGAAAUAAUUAAGAGAUCAUUUACAAAUAAGGAGAUGGGAACUUUGCCGUUUUUGACAAAGAAGAAACAUAAAAUGAAUUUUAAUCCAACAAUCUGUUUAGCAGGAUAAGUUGCUCAUUUACUUUUACUUAUUGAAAUUAUUCUCCAAACUAUGCCAACUUAGUUAUUUUAGCAUGAAACAUUGAUGGAUUUAUCAUUUUUGUUGAAUGUGGUUUAUUUUACUUAUGCAAAUAGCUUUCUAGAGAAAAAGAAAGCUUCUUAAAUGCAUUAUAUUCCUUUUGUUUUAUACAUCUGUGUCACACUGGGAUGUAAUAUUAUUUUUAAUUUAGAGUGCUAUGCUAAAACAAUUCCAUGAAGUUACAAUAUACUCAUAUAUGGAAGGUGUAAACAGAGAGAGUUAUUUUAACAUAUAUGGGAAUUAUGUUGCAAGGAAUAUAAUUUUAAUUUUUUAGACCAGCUAUUAAAGAGAUGGAGAAAAAUCAAAAUAUCUUAGCAGAAGUUCUUUGA